ACUAUAGAUGAAAUAUAUGAAAAUUAUAUGUGCAGAGGGAGAGCAUUCGGAAAAUUCAUAGCUAACAGUGGGCCUAGAAGCCCAUUGCCAAUAUCAGCAGCGACAACUUUGCACUCGCGGCAACAGUUGGCCAGUUGAGCGCGCGGUGUAAACAAAACUCGCCAAUUAAUUAGCUAAGCUACGCGAUAUCGCAGCAAACAAUUGGAAAACAAAUGUAAAAGAUUCCUAGAGCCUAAUUGGAAUAUUUAACUAUAGUUUCGCAGAAAAUCUACGUUCAAGUGAUUUAGUUACAAGUGUUUCAAAAGACUUUUCUCCAUUGUGUUCAUUUAAUUUUAAAUAUGGAAGAGACUCCCUCGUUGCUGAAACGCGCCGGCACUGAUAAAUUGCGCGAAGUCUUCCUGAAGUACGCCUCUCUGCAAAAGGAUGGCGAGCAAUACAUGACCAGCGAGGAUUUUGUGCGCAAGUUUCUCGGCCUGUUCACAGAGACAGCGUUCAAUGAUGAAUCGGUGCGCCUGCUCGCCGGCAUUGCGGAUACGAGCAAAGAUGGCCUCAUAUCAUUCUCGGAGUUUCAGGCAUUCGAGGGCUUACUCUGCGCCCCCGAUGCUCUCUACAGAACUGCCUUUCAGCUGUUUGACCGCCAGGGCAAUGGCUCUGUCUCAUAUGCUGAUUUCGCUGAUGUCGUACAAAAGACGGAACUGCACUCAAAGAUACCUUUUAGCUUAGAUGGCACAUUUAUCAAACGCUACUUUGGUGAGAAGAAGCAACGACUUAUCAACUAUGCUGAAUUUACGCAACUGCUGCACGAUUUUCACGAGGAGCACGCAAUGGAAGCAUUCCGUAGCAAAGAUCCAGCUGGCACUGGAUUUAUAUCCCCCCUAGAUUUUCAGGAUAUUAUCGUUAAGGUUAAGCGGCAUUUACUCACGCCCGAUGUCAAGGAUAACUUGGUGGCGGUCACUGAGGGUCACAGAGUUAGCUUUCCGUAUUUCAUAGCAUUUACCUCGCUGCUCAACAACAUGGAACUGAUCAAGCAGGUGUAUCUACAUGCCACCAAGGGCAGUCGCACCGAGAUGGUCACCAAGGAUGAGCUGCUCUAUGCGGCGCAGACCAUGAGCCAGAUUACGCCACUGGAAAUUGACAUAUUGUUCCAGUUAACCGGCGCUGUAAAUCAGCCGGGCCGCAUCGACUACAGCGACCUUAGCAACAUUGCGCCCGAGCAUUAUACGAAGCAUAUUACUCACCGCCUGGCCGAGAUCAAGGCCGUCGACAGUCCCAAUGACAGAUCGGCGUUAAUUCAAAUGCUGGAGGCCACCUAUCGCUUUACCCUGGCCUCCUUUGCUGGCGCUACUGGCGCUACGGUGGUCUAUCCCAUUGAUCUUGUCAAGACGCGCAUGCAGAAUCAACGCACUGGCUCCAUGAUUGGUGAGAUCGCAUAUAGAAACUCCUGGGACUGUUUCAAGAAGGUCAUUCGCCACGAAGGCAUCCUCGGUCUCUAUCGCGGCCUGCUGCCCCAGCUGAUGGGCGUCGCUCCUGAGAAGGCCAUCAAGCUGACGGUCAACGACUUUGUGCGCGACAAUUUGACAGACAAGCGUGGCAACAUUCCCGUCUGGGCCGAGGUGGUUGCCGGCGCCUGUGGUGGUUGUGCACAGGUAAUCUUCACCAAUCCGCUGGAGAUUGUCAAGAUUCGGCUACAGGUGGCUGGCGAAAUCGCCGGUGGCUCUAAGAUAAGUGCUUUGUCCGUUGUUCGCGAGCUGGGCUUCCUUGGCCUGUAUAAAGGCGCACGGGCGUGUCUGCUGCGCGACGUGAACUUCUCGGCCAUUUACUUUCCGACCUAUGCGCACACCAAGGCGGCGCUGGCCGACAAGGAUGGCUAUAAUCAUCCGCUUUCGCUGCUGGCCGCUGGCGCCAUUGCCGGCGUGCCCGCUGCCUCGCUGGUGACGCCCGCCGAUGUGAUCAAGACACGUCUGCAGGUCGCUGCUCGCACGGGUCAGACCACAUACACGGGCGUUUGGGAUGCCACCAAGAAGAUUAUGGCCGAGGAGGGACCACGUGCCUUCUGGAAGGGCACAGCCGCUCGCGUCUGCCGCUCCUCGCCGCAAUUUGGUGUCACCUUGGUUACCUACGAGCUUCUGCAGCGUCUCUUUUACGUGGACUUUGGCGGCAAUCAGCCGAAGGGCUCCCAAGGCACCAAGCCCGGUCUGCCACUCACCGGCACACUGAGCGGCCUGCAGCCCAAGCCCGAUCACAUUGGCGGCUACCAUGCGGCUGUGCCUCUGCUGACGGGCAUUGAGUCCAAAUUUGGACUCUAUCUGCCUCGUUUCGGGCGUGGCGCUGCCACUGCCGCUGCCACGGCGGGUACCGCGACGGGCUCAUGAUUAUAUUGGCGGCAUCGCCUGCCAUGCACAAGCUAGUUGGUCAGUUGUAGCCAUAGAAAAAUAUAUAUAUAUAUAAAUCUGUAUAUGUAUAGCCAGAAAGUUAAUGUCGGUUUAGAUCAGUCAUAGAGUUUAUGUCUAUUUUUUGCUAGGAUGCGUUUAUACCUAUACAACUACAAUCAGUCGAGGACAAAAGAAAACAGUUCAAUGCAUCUGGUCUAUUCUAGAGGAAUCUUUUCUUACCAUCAACAUGUUGUAAAGAGCAAACUUUGGAAAUAUAUAUUAAUAGAAAUUAACCUGUAUAUGUAUAUAUAUGAUACUAUAGCAGACAUUUAUGGCACACAAUUGAAAGCAACUGUUUUAUCUGCACACAGGAAACGAGCAUAUAUUUAUAUAGAAAAUGAUACUGUAACUGUUUUUUGUAAAACUUUUUUAACUAGAUGCAUAGUUUAAAGUUUAAAGCGUAACGAAAACAAAGGAAAUCACUGAACGUCUACUUUUUGCACUCAAUGAACUAUUUAAGCGUAAAAUCUUUUUAUUUUAGUACGAAUUUGUUCAACAACAGUUAUAAAGCAAAAAUGCAAAAAUGCAAUGAAUUACCUCUUAGCUAAUAAAUGUAAAACUGAAUAUAAUUAAAAUAUGUACAAAAAUUGAAACAA
Drosophila montana is the source of this 3028-nucleotide messenger RNA. It is a transcript of the gene aralar1, whose product is annotated as calcium-binding mitochondrial carrier protein aralar1. Gene Ontology annotation, biological process: malate-aspartate shuttle; L-glutamate transmembrane transport; aspartate transmembrane transport. The transcript is spliced from 10 exons. The coding region runs from base 339 to 2372 and encodes 677 amino acids. Lineage: Eukaryota; Metazoa; Arthropoda; Insecta; Diptera; Drosophilidae. Gene Ontology annotation, molecular function: calcium ion binding; L-aspartate transmembrane transporter activity; L-glutamate transmembrane transporter activity. The record is from RefSeq and is a predicted model, not a curated record.